Molecule: messenger RNA, 1773 nt
Organism: Rhincodon typus (whale shark)
Lineage: Eukaryota; Metazoa; Chordata; Chondrichthyes; Orectolobiformes; Rhincodontidae
Product: secretogranin-1
Exons: 3
Coding region: 1-1773 (590 amino acids)
Cellular component (GO): secretory granule
Source: RefSeq, a predicted model, not a curated record
AUGUCAACCUUGGCCUCCUGCAUCAAAGAUGGGAAACAUGAAGUAACAAGAAAGAAAAAUACAGAAGAAAACCAACACUACAAAGAUGAAACGCACAUUCAGGAAUCUGAAAAGCAUCACUAUGAAGACGAAGGAAGCCAGGAAACAGAGAAGCAUGGAGGAGAGCAAUAUGAGGCAGACGAACGAGAUGAAGGUGAAAGUGAGGAACAAAAGCAUUUCAAACAAGCCAAUGGUGAAGAAAGAAACAGUGAAGAUGACAGCAGGGGAGUAGAAGAUUUCAAACCAUUCAAAAGCCCCCAUCAAGUGAAAGACCUCAGAAAUGACCACACUGGCCAAGAGCACUUUAGCUAUGAAGAAAGAAGAUAUGCAGAUGAUCAAAUUGAAGACGAUGAAGAAGAAAAACACAGGAAACGAAGACACAGUGAGGAGGAUAGUGGGCAAGAACAAAACAGUCCAUCAAAAACAGAUGGUUCUGAGCUUACAAGCCAUGGAUUCCAUCAAAAAUGGCCUCAUGGAUAUGACAAAGGAAAUGAGGAGUCGUCUAAGGAAGAUAAGACAAUUGGUUUAGGUGGACAGUCAGAUGAAAAAAGACAUAGUACUGGAGAAAGGGACAGCCACCAAGAGAUGGAUGGGUCUGAGGAAGAUCUCAAUAAUCAAGACAAAAGAAAUGGCUAUUAUGGCCGUAAGAAAGCUGAGUCUGAAGAGUCAGAAGAGAAUGAUAGUGAAGAAAGAGAAAAACUUCUUCAUGAUCACAUAUAUUACCACAAAAGAAACAGCUACAGUCAUUUCGAUGAGGAUAGGAGGAGUCCCCACCAAGAUGAGAAGAAUGCUGAUAAAUCUGAAGAAACCAGUAAAGAACUGGAACACAUCAAGAACAUUCAUAAUUACCUGAAGGGAAAUAACAUUCAGGAAGCAUAUGGGAAAGGCAAGAAUCAUUAUGAGCAUAUAGUAGAUGGACACAUGAGGAGUAACUCAGAAGAAUCAGUGGAGGAAGAACAUUACCAUGGCAAAAGUACCCACAGUGAAGAAAAAGUACAGUCCAGUGAAGAAAAGAAGCACCGUAGCAUAGAGGAGAAAAAGAGACAUUAUGAUGGGAACAAGAGACACAGUGAAGAGGAAGAGCCAGAGAAGGAUGUGGAAAAUAAACAUCACAGUGAGGAAAUGAGACAUUAUAGUGAAGAAGAAAAGAGACAUAUUCACAAUGAAAAAUGGCUCCGAACUGAUGAAAGUGCAGAAGAGAAAUUUGCCAACAAUGAAGAAGACGAAGAAGUAGAGAGAAAUACAAAACACUUGCCGAGAAUGCAGAAGGUUUGGUGGCAGAUAAAGCAUAGCAUGGAGGACAGAACCCCUGGCAGGGAAGAAGAAAUGAAGCACAGGGAGGAAAGCUACUACUAUCCAGAAUAUGAAGGUCAUGAUGGUAAAUGGGAAAAGAAGCAUGUGAAAAAAUAUGAGAAUGAAGACCAGGGACAGGAACAGGAAGAUAAUGAAGAACAUGCAUCAAGACAACAUUUUGCCCAUGAUUUGGAUGAGAAAAAGAUGUAUAAUAGAAUGGACAAGCUGGCACAAUAUUUGAAAUCUAAGAAAAAAUCAUUUGAAAUCCCAGAACUUUAUGAUUUUGAAGAAAAUGAAAAGCAACACCAUGAAGAUAAAAGAAGGAAUAUGAAUCAUAGGAUGCUGACCAAAGAAGAGGAGAAGGAACUGGAGAAUUUGGCAGCUAUGGACUUGGAACUGGAGAAAAUGGCAGAAAAGCUACAUGGAAGUCAAAGAAAUUAA